This is a messenger RNA of Chironomus riparius, 489 nucleotides long. NCBI's taxonomy places the organism in Eukaryota, Metazoa, Arthropoda, Insecta, Diptera, Chironomidae. The record is from the annotation of a GenBank genome assembly.
AUUUCGAAACAGUUUAUUGUGAACAGUUUGUCCAUCGUUCUUGCAAUUUUACAAAAACAAAUAAAUAAGUAAUCAAAAAUGGUACUUACACAUAGUGAACAGGAUGCAGAAGCAACAAACUUUCCAGUUAAAAGUGUCGGUGGACCUCGAGGAUUAGGCGAUCCAGAUGAUCGUAAGCUACGUAAAGUUGAAAAGGAAGUGUUGAUUCCCAAAAUCAUGCGUGAUAAAGCAAAAAAAGAAAAAUGCAUCGAAGAAGUUGCGGCUUUUGAAGAGUGUUGCAAAAAUGCUUCAGUGUUUAUGGUAGUGAAAUGCAGAGAUCAGAAUGAAAAGCUUUGGGGAUGUCUCACGAAAUGGUACAAAGACGAAAAAUUCAUUGGGGAAUGCACAGAAAUAUAUCUAAAGGAAAGAUCAGAUUUUAGGAGGACAGGAUUACAGAAGAAGUAUCGCGAUUACCUGAAAAAUCGAGAUGAUAAGCACUCAGAGGAAUAA